This is a messenger RNA of Aspergillus welwitschiae, 1117 nucleotides long. Its product is annotated as Chromosome segregation in meiosis protein 3. Gene Ontology annotation, molecular function: DNA binding. Gene Ontology annotation, cellular component: nucleus; replication fork protection complex. The record is from RefSeq and is a predicted model, not a curated record. NCBI's taxonomy places the organism in Eukaryota, Fungi, Ascomycota, Eurotiomycetes, Eurotiales, Aspergillaceae. The transcript is spliced from 3 exons. Gene Ontology annotation, biological process: replication fork arrest; DNA replication checkpoint signaling; replication fork processing. The coding region runs from base 188 to 1018 and encodes 276 amino acids.
AUUAGCUGAGAGCCUGGCACGCGUCUCGAGUGACGCGUAACUUUAUCCGUUCACAGCUGUUCGCGAUGGUCAAAUUUGCGAGUUCCUAUCGAAGUAUGCGUACUGCUUGCUCGGUCAACAAAAAUAAAAUCAUCUGAGAAGGCUGUAAUUUUCACCAUUUUUAAGACAUCAGGAGGUUCAUCGGAAAAUGGAAAAAGAUGUGGGCUACUCAAACCCAUCAAUGGAUCAGGAUGAUACAUUGUUCGAUUAUGAUGCCGGCUUAGAGGGCACAUUGCAAGAUAUAGCUGUGGAUCCCAAGAGGGAUGAACCUAUUGCUGCACCAGUAUUAGGUCUGGAUGAAAAGGUCACAAUCACUAAGCAGCGACGAUUUACAGUCAAGUUGGAUGAGAGCCGGUUACUGUCACACGCCGGAAUACCAAAACUCCGCUCUACAGCGAAGUCGAAACUGAAAUUCAAAGGCAAAGGGCAUGAGUUUUCGGAUGCCGCUCGACUCUUAAAUUUUUAUCAACUAUGGCUCGAUGAUUUGUUCCCUCGUGCGAAGUUCGCCGAUGGAUUGGCUAUGAUAGAGAAACUGGGUCACUCGAAACGCUUGCAGACGAUGCGAAGAGAAUGGAUAGACGAGGAAAAGCCGAGACUUUCCGCAGCUGACUCUGAAGAUGCGCAACAAGCGAAAUCUUCGAGCCCACAUACCCAUGACAAUAGUAUGCCUAUUGGGCAUCUUGAAAAAGCCAACGCUAUCAUAGGCCGAGGAGAUAACGUGGCACAGGCGCCCCCAACACAGGGCCUUGGAGAGCCAUCUUCACUUCUGCUAGGAGGCAUUCUACCACAGGAGGAUUUGUUUGUGUCUGAUGAUGAAAGUGUUCCAAGGGAAAUCAUAGAAGAAGGUGCUCUUGAAAAUAAUGAUGAUGAUGAUGAUGAUGAUGAUGAUGAUGAUGAUGAGCUGGAAGCACUUCUUCGGGAGCACGAGGAUGGUUUUAUUGGUAACAAUAAUCUGGCAGGAUCAGAUAUAAGGGCUUGACUCAGUAGGCCUAUAGGUAACCUGGGUCCUUUAAAUGACAUCGAUAUUUUGAGGAUUACAACUACUCAAUGCACUAAUACAUGAUUCAUACAGUGGGCG